AUGUCGAUGAGUUCAAAUUCAAGAACAAACAACAGACACACAAACAGACAAUCUCUCAGUCUCUCCAGCUACCCGGGCGACAUCUUCAACACGCGCAAUGCCGGUGACGCGCCAUUCGGAGAUGAGAACGCAAUUGUGGACGGCGACGCGGAACACUCCUCGGGCGCACCAGACCAGCCAAAGCACGAUUUGAACGCGACUGAAGCUAUGAAUUGGCUGUACAGCGCUGAUACAGACCAGACCCCGCGUGCCAGUGAUCAGGAUCAUUUCAGUCUUGCCUCCUCGGAAGACUUUCUGAACUUUGGUCGAAACUCUGCACAAUUUGAUUUUGGAGCGUUCAAUCAGACUGGCCUCCUCAGUCCGCAAGUCUCGAGGCAAAGUAGCAAUGCUGAUGCUACAAAUACCGCUGUGCAGGAUUCACAAGCAGGCAAAGAUACAGGCUCAUCGGGCCACAGACAAUUCAUGAAUGUUCAAGGCGACUACAGGGCUGCUCGCCCUGAGGCCUCCAUUAUGACAGGUCUCCUGCUGGAUACUCGUCAAGGUCAGCCUAUGCAACCCCUCUCAUCGCAAUUAUCAUCCAGCCGGAUCGUUGCUCGAUUGUUGGCACCGACCAGCAUGCGGCGUUCGACACAGGAAGAUUCACAGACUUACCUCAAUAAGUCACAACUAUAUGGCUUGAGUCUUGUCGAUACCGAGCACAAGGCCCAAGGGCGACAAGUCAAGUACCGCACUACAGUCAAAGUACUUUUUCACGAUGAAGACCAGAAGCAUCGUGCUGCUACAUUCUGGAGCAUUUGGCGCGAUGGCCGCGGUAUGACGGAGGCUGUUGAGCGCAAAGCUCCAUUCGUAAGGGCUCUCGAAUUUGACGAGGCUGGCCCUGUCAAGAUGAUGGAAAAGCACAAGGCAGAUGUGAUUGCACGUCCUGUCUUGGUGGCUGAAGCGUUUGACGGAUUCACUGUUGACUGGUCUCCCGUGCAGCAGUCGCCGUGCGCUCAGACCAUGCUGGCGCUCCGUUGCCAUUUCUUAUCGACCGACUUUUCGCACUCUAAAGGUGUCCGUGGCGUGUCUCUCAAACUCGCAGUGAAGACAGAGAUCUGCACCAACGACCAGCAGUAUCUGCUGGGUGGUUCGGCUUGUCUCAUCAAGCUUUUCCGUGACAAAGGUGCCGAGCGCAAAGCUGCAAAUGACUUGUCCCAUGUUCGCAAGGCUCUUCAAAGACUAGAAGACCCCCAUGGUUCGAGUCUCAUUAACUCUGCAUCGGGUCCCAUUGUUCACAAGGGUCAUGUCAGGCGUGAAUCAGACUUUCAAGUGCGCGUUCAACACCGCCGGAAGCGCUCAGCCUCCGUGUCUUCGCAGAGUAGUGGCAACGGCUCACAAACUGAGGAAUACAGUCGACUCGAUGAAAUUGACAUGUACCGCGCCAUGCUGGCGUCAGUGGAGCCAAGCACAUUGUUGCAGUUGCCACUCGAGGAUGGUGACAAUAUGGCACUUAGCUUCGACGAUGAGAUCUCGCUGCAAGCAAAACAAGUGGAGCCAGUCUCCACGGAAGAGCCUCAGACCACCUACGGACGACUUUCGCCACAGUCUGUUUACCAGCCAGCUUUUCGCGCCUCGCCACAGCCAGUAUUACUUGGGGAUUUCAGGACCAUACUUGUGGCCGAUAUGGAUGACCACUACGUCCCACCAAAGCCGCAGAAGAAACCCGUCAAGUGCUUCUACUUCAUGCAACAAAUGGAGAGCACUAGUAAAACACAGACUAUGUCACCCGUAUCAGACGGGUCGCCCGACAUGAGAGGCGAAGGGGAAAAUCCAGGUACAAGCAAAUAUCACCCUUCACAGCGCAAUCGACAUCAGCUAGGCCCCAUCUAUCGAGCAGUCUACCUGUACGAGUAUUCGGUCAAUGCAUUCGUGUCGGUCGUCGCCAAGAAGCUCAGCUUGGACGCGGAGAAGCACAGAAUCGUCCGAUGUGUCCGAGAGAACAAUAGGGGUAUUCGCAUCUUGCUCGAAGCUGAGAUGCUCGAGCGUAUGCCGGACGGUCAAGAUAUGUUGAUACGCCUGCACGAAGUUGGUCCCGGUCAAAUCGAACUGGUGCUUCAUUACGCUCUGGCAUGA
Protomyces lactucae-debilis is the source of this 2112-nucleotide messenger RNA. RefSeq names its product CP2 transcription factor-domain-containing protein. The transcript has 2 exons. Gene Ontology annotation, biological process: regulation of transcription by RNA polymerase II. Gene Ontology annotation, molecular function: RNA polymerase II cis-regulatory region sequence-specific DNA binding; DNA-binding transcription activator activity, RNA polymerase II-specific. The record is from RefSeq and is a predicted model, not a curated record. Gene Ontology annotation, cellular component: nucleus. The coding region runs from base 1 to 2112 and encodes 703 amino acids. NCBI's taxonomy places the organism in Eukaryota, Fungi, Ascomycota, Taphrinomycetes, Taphrinales, Protomycetaceae.